This is a messenger RNA of Penicillium maclennaniae, 1599 nucleotides long. RefSeq lists its product as uncharacterized. Bases 1 to 1599 code for a protein of 532 amino acids. NCBI's taxonomy places the organism in Eukaryota, Fungi, Ascomycota, Eurotiomycetes, Eurotiales, Aspergillaceae. Gene Ontology annotation, cellular component: membrane. The record is from RefSeq and is a predicted model, not a curated record. Gene Ontology annotation, biological process: transmembrane transport. The transcript is spliced from 12 exons. Gene Ontology annotation, molecular function: transmembrane transporter activity.
AUGGGUACCCCGGACAUUGCUGGUGUAAGACAGCCGGCGGGCUCUGAGAAUCCGGACCCCGACCUUAUCAAGGUACAAAAUGAAGAUGAGUUGCGUCUGGCCCAGAUGGGCCAUAAACAAGAACUCGCUCGACAUUUUUCCGUAUGGAGUUUGAUCGGACUCGCAGCCAACUGUACAAUCUCUUGGACCGGUUUGGGUCUGGGUUUGAUCACAGCUAUCAAUGCCGGCGGCCCUGGUGCUCUCAUCUACGGCUUCAUCCUCGUAUGGAUUCUCCAAUCCUUCGUCGGCGCCUCUCUGGCCGAAUUUGUCUCAGCUUACCCGACCGAAGGUGGCAUGUACCAUUGGAUCGCUGCAAUCGCCCCGAAGCGCUACAACAGCAUAUUGAGCUUCGCAACAGGAUGGUCCACUGUCUUUGGAUGGAUCUUCACAACUGCCUCCACAAACUUGAUCUAUGCAACUACUGUAAUGGCUCUGAUUGCUCUUUACCAUGAGGAUAUGGUUGUGAAGCCGUGGAUGACUUUCGUCGCCUAUCAAAUCCUCAAUAUCGUGACUUCCGGUAUUGUCAUGUUCGGAAACCGAUUCAUUCCUGCAAUCAAUAAAUUUUCGUUGAUCUACUUACAAUUAGCUUGGUUCAUUACAAUGGUCACCGUGGCUGCUGCUGCGCCCGUGCACAAUAAUAGCAAAUUUGUUUUCCGAACUUGGAUCAACAAUACUGGAUGGGACAACAAUGUCAUGUGCUUCAUUACAGGCUUGGUGAAUCCGCUGUAUUCACUCGGCGGACUGGAUGGCAUCUCACACAUCACCGAAGAAAUGCCUAAUCCCGGAAAGAAUGCGCCUUUAGGUCUUGCUAUCACCCUUUCUAUCGCGCUUGUCACUGGAUUGGCAUAUCUCCUGAGUCUGAUGUUCUCGGUCCAGAACUACAAUUCACUGGCGGAUACACAGACUGGACUUCCUUUAGCUGAGAUAUUCUACCAGGCGACUUCAACCAAAGGCGGUGCUUUUGGCCUAGUUUUCAUGGUAUGGAUUGCUCUGGGACCCUGUGUUAUUGGGUCGCAACUUAGUACCGGACGAGUCUUUUGGGCUUUUGCCCGUGAUGAAGGCCUACCUCUUUCACGAGUAUGGGCGCGCGUUCAUCCCAGACUAGGCUCACCUUUCAACGCCCAGCUCUGUGUUGGUGUGAUCAUCUCAUUGUUGGGCCUUAUCUAUCUAGGAUCCACUACCGCAUUUAAUUCGAUGAUGAGCUCUGCCGUUACCAUCAACAACCUCGCCUAUCUCGUCCCUAUCCUGACCAACGUCAUCCUUUUCCGCAAAACAAUGCAGAAGGGUCCAUUCUCCAUGAAUCAGAUUACCGGAAUGACGGUCAAUAUUAUAUCCGUCUUGUGGCUGGUAUUCGCUAUCAUUUUCUUCUCUUUCCCUUUCGAGAUGCCUGCGACAUCUUCAAACAUGAAUUAUACUUGUGUCGUCAUUGGCGGUUUCCUGUUGAUCGAGCUCGCGUGGUGGUUAAUUGCAGGUAAAAAAUAUUCGCAGACGGUGCAGCGCGCACGGGAAGAAGAAUACAAUGCAUCGAUGAUUGUAAAUGAAGCACAGCCGAAAGCAUGA